UUUUUCGGCACGAAAACCUUGAAAUUACCAAAUUCCGAAUGGGCUGGGAAUCGACGAAGACGCAUUGCCAGUGCAACGGCAACCAUGGUGCAGUGGCGAGAGUGCAGGAAUGUGCUCCAUCAAAGGAAGUCCUGUCGGCAUGCGCUCCCAUCAUAACGGCCGCAGUGAAGUCCACUUGUGGAGUAAGACGGAUGUUCGUUUCUGCCUUCAUUCUGAUCUUUUUGUUGGCCGCUAUAUAUUGGGUAUCCAUACCGCAUCAGCAAACGGAUCCCUUACGUCGACCAAUGAGAACUCAACCGCAAUCUUCUAGAAGUACCGUGCCGCGGUGAACGGAGAAGCCACGGUAACAUUGCUCGACAAUUCCA
Molecule: messenger RNA, 365 nt
Organism: Odontomachus brunneus
Lineage: Eukaryota; Metazoa; Arthropoda; Insecta; Hymenoptera; Formicidae
Exons: 1
Coding region: 39-329 (96 amino acids)
Source: RefSeq, a predicted model, not a curated record